This is a messenger RNA of Caretta caretta (loggerhead turtle), 6612 nucleotides long. It is a transcript of the gene PLCL2, whose product is annotated as phospholipase C like 2. Gene Ontology annotation, molecular function: phosphatidylinositol-4,5-bisphosphate phospholipase C activity; inositol 1,4,5 trisphosphate binding; GABA receptor binding. The record is from RefSeq and is a predicted model, not a curated record. NCBI's taxonomy places the organism in Eukaryota, Metazoa, Chordata, Testudines, Cheloniidae. Gene Ontology annotation, biological process: gamma-aminobutyric acid signaling pathway; regulation of synaptic transmission, GABAergic; phosphatidylinositol-mediated signaling.
GCUUGGCCGUGCGAGCGGCCGUCCCCCUCCCCGGAGAUUUUCCCCGGGUGAGGGCGCUCGGGGUUACCGGCUCGUCACCGGCUCCCGGGGCCGGCGCGGCACGCUGAGCUGGGAAGGCAGCGGGCGAGGGAAGCAGCCACGCGAAUCUCUCUGUAUCCGGCUUCGGGCAGAGGCGGCGACCAUAGCGCGGAGGGAGCGGGAAGGGAGGGGAAGCGGCGGGAGGUGCCGCCUGCCGGGCUGUGGAGGUGCUGAAAAGGAGGGCUGCAGCAGCUCCCAGCAGCAGGCUCGAGGACAUUUCCCCCUCACCCCUACAGGAGCGUUACAAUUUCAGCUGCCAAAUCUGUGGAGGAGAGAGACUUUCGCACAACCGCCCCCCCCUCCCAAUCUUAAAUAUACAAAAAGCGGAAGAGGAGCCAGCAGCAGGGGAAGGGGGUGGAGGGGAACGGCAAUAUUGUUGCAGCUAUAGUGGCCGAGGCUGAUGGCGGAGUUUGGCAGCAGGGGUGCUGCUACUGGUAGCACCAGGGGCGGGGGGCUUCCCUCGUCCCCGGGUCCUGUCCAGGGGCAGGUGGCUUUCAAGGCAGGAGAUGGGGAAGGCGGAGGAGACGACGGCGGCGGCGGCAGAUCCUAUGUUGACAGUGCAGGCGGCGGGGUCUCCAAUGGGGACUGCGCUCUGGUCGGAGAGGAGACGGGAUCAGCCCAGCCCGGCGGCAAGAGAGGAUGUUCCACUAUACAACAGAGGGAAAGCAAAUCCGGCAUCCCCCGGAGGAGCAGUAUCAUCAAGGAUGGUACAAAACAAAAGAGAGAACGGAAGAAGACUGUGUCAUUUAGCAGCAUGCCGACUGAGAAGAAGAUCAGUAGUGCAAGUGACUGUAUUAAUGCAAUGGUUGAAGGCUCUGAGCUCAAAAAGUUUCGGUCCAACUCUAGAGUAUAUCACCGGUACUUUCUUUUAGAUGCAGAUAUGCAGUCCCUGCGUUGGGAACCUUCAAAGAAGGAUUCAGAAAAAGCAAAGAUUGAUAUUAAAUCAAUCAAAGAAGUGAGAACAGGAAAAAAUACAGAUAUAUUCCGCAGCAAUGGAAUUUAUGACCAGAUAUCAGAAGACUGUGCAUUUUCCAUUAUUUAUGGAGAUAAUUAUGAGUCUCUAGAUCUCGUUGCUAACUCAGCAGAUGUUGCAAACAUUUGGGUUACUGGGCUAAGAUACCUAAUUUCUUAUGGAAAACAUACACUAGAUAUGAUAGAAAGUAGCCAAGAUAAUAUGCGGACUUCAUGGGUUUCACAAAUGUUCAGUGAAACUGAUGCAGAUAAUUUUGGACAUAUAGCCCUGUAUAAAGCUGUGCAGUUUAUAAAAAAAUUAAAUCCGGGUUUAAAAACAAGUAAAAUUGAGCUGAAGUUCAAAGAGUUACAUCGAUCCAAGGACAAAACUGGUACUGAAAUCACAAAGGAAGAAUUUAUUGAAGUUUUCCAUGAGCUUUGUACCCGACCUGAGAUCUACUUCUUAUUGGUUCAGUUUUCCAGCAAUAAAGAAUUCCUAGAUACCAAGGACCUUAUGAUGUUUUUAGAAGCAGAACAGGGAAUGGCACAUGUCACAGAAGAAAUAAGCCUUGAAAUUAUUCACAAAUAUGAACCAUCAAAUGAGGGCCAGGAAAAGGGCUGGCUCUCUAUAGAUGGUUUUACUAAUUAUCUUACUUCACCUGACUGUCAUAUAUUUGAUCCAGAGCAUAAAAAAGUUUGUCAGGAUAUGAAACAACCUUUAUCCCAUUAUUUCAUAAACUCAUCUCACAAUACAUACUUGAUAGAGGACCAGUUCCGAGGUCCAUCUGAUAUCACAGGAUAUAUUCGUGCUCUUAAAAUGGGUUGCCGAAGUGUUGAAUUGGAUGUAUGGGAUGGUCCAGAUAAUGAGCCUGUAAUUUAUACAGGACAUACAAUGACAUCACAGAUAGUCUUCCGCAGUGUAAUUGACAUUAUUAACAAGUACGCAUUUUUUGCUUCAGAAUACCCUCUUAUUCUGUGUUUAGAAAAUCAUUGUUCUAUUAAGCAGCAGAAAGUAAUGGUUCAACACAUGAAAAUUUUGGGGGACAAGCUACACACACAGUCUCCAAACAUAGAAGAGUCUUAUCUUCCCUCACCUGACUCACUUAAAGGGAAAAUACUAAUUAAAGCAAAGAAGCUUUCCUCUAAUUGCUCUGGGCAAGAGGGAGAUGUUACAGAUGAAGAUGAAGGAGCAGAAAUGUCACAAAGAGUAGGGAAAGAGGGAGCAGAACAACAGAACACUGUGAUAGUGAAACGAUUUCAGCUUUGCAAAGAGCUUUCCGAAUUGGUAAGCAUAUGUAAAUCAGUUCAGUUCAAAGAGUUUCAAGUCUCAUUUCAGCUUCAGAAAUACUGGGAAGUUUGUUCAUUUAAUGAAGUGCUUGCUAGCAAAUAUGCCAAUGAAUAUCCAGGAGAUUUUGUAAAUUACAACAAACGUUUUCUUGCCAGGGUUUUUCCUAGUCCUAUGAGGAUUGACUCUAGUAAUAUGAAUCCCCAGGAUUUUUGGAAGUGUGGCUGUCAGAUAGUAGCCAUGAACUUUCAGACACCUGGCCUAAUGAUGGACCUUAACAUUGGUUGGUUUCGACAAAAUGGGAAUUGUGGCUAUGUCCUUCGUCCUGCCAUCAUGCGAGAGGAAGUAUCCUUCUUCAGUGCAAAUACAAAAGAUACUGUGCCUGGAGUUUCACCUCAACUUCUUCAUGUUAAAAUUAUUAGUGGGCAAAACUUUCCUAAACCCAAAGGGUCAGGUGCCAAAGGUGAUGUUGUAGAUCCUUAUGUAUAUGUAGAAAUUCAUGGAAUUCCAGCAGACUGUGCAGAAAAAAGGACAAAAACUGUGCAUCAGAAUGGAGACAAUCCAAUUUUUGAUGAAAGUUUUGAAUUUCAAAUUAAUCUUCCUGAACUAGCCGUCAUGCGUUUUGUAGUACUAGAUGAUGAUUACAUUGGGGAUGAAUUUAUUGGGCAGUACACUAUUCCCUUUGAGUGUUUACAGACAGGCUAUAGGCAUGUUCCACUGCAAUCUUUAACUGGAGAAAUUUUAGCACAUGCUUUCUUGUUUGUACAUGUUGCCAUUACUAAUCGAAGGGGUGGUGGGAAACCUCAUAAACGGGGCCUCUCAGUGAGGAAAGGAAAGAAAUCCAGGGAAUAUGCCUCUAUGAGAACAUUAUGGAUUAAGACCAUAGAUGAAGUAUUCAAGAAUGCUCUCCAGCCUAUACGGGAUGCUACGGAUUUGAGAGAAAAUAUGCAGAAUGCAGUCGUUUCAUUCAAAGAAUUAUGUGGCCUUUCUCCUGUAGCAAAUCUUAUGCAGUGUAUUCUGGCAGUGUCUACCCGCUUGGUUGGACCUGAGAGUACACCACUGGUACUACUGAAUCUCAGUGAUCAGUAUCCCACUAUGGAGAUACAAGGGACUGUUCCAGAGGUCUUGAAAAAGAUUGUAACUGCGUAUGACAUAAUGAUUCAGACCAUCAAGACUCUGAUUGAAAAUGCAAAUAGUGUAUAUGAGAAGAUAGUACAGUGUCAGAAGGCUGCAAUGGAGUUCCAUGAAAACCUGCACAAUAUAGGAGCAAAGGAAGGCUUAAAAGAAAGGAAACUACAAAAAGCAGUAGAGAGUUUUACCUGGAAUAUUACAAUUUUAAAGGGACAAGCUGAUCUUCUAAAAUAUGCUAAAAAUGAGACAUUGGAGAAUCUGAAACAAAUCCAUUAUGCCGCUCUUUCAUGUGGACUCAAUAAACCAGGCACUGAAAAUGCAGAAGUCUCAAAGCCCCGUCGAAGCCUGGAGGCCAUACCUGAAAAGUCAAGUGAUGAAACUGGAGAAUGAGGGAACUUUCUGCUCAUAAUUCUGGAGUUUAUAACUCUGCAACCAAUUGUAGCUGCACAGGACAUUUGCUUUGCACUUAAUAUUGAAAACUAUAUUUGGAGUUUUUAAAGCACAACUGGAAAAGCUAAUUACAAUCUAUUAAAACUGUGAAUGUACGUUGCAAUUCUGCGUGUGACGGCAAUGAGAUUGUUUAACAUGGAAAUUAUCUUGCUGGCCAAAAUGUAUAUUUGUAAAAUAUAUCAUAAUUCAGUAACGUGUGCUGAAAAGGGGAGGUGGAUUCCUAGGUUAGACUGUGACUGUGCUUGAUUUUCAAAAUAAUUAGGUGUGCAAUUCCUUGAUUUUUGUGCAAAAUUCAGUAAUUGUUUGUAAUACAUAGGUAUGCAAUUGUGCACCUAACUUAUGAAAAUCAGGUCAAUAAAAUGAAUUACACAUUCCCUAAAAAAUGUGGAUUUUAUUUUAGACACUUGAGGGUAUUUGGGUUUGAAGGGGAAUAUUUUUUUUCUUGUUGAGCCAUAAAUAAAAAGGAGAAUGUAACUAGACAGUGCUCACUGACUCUUCAGUGCACUAUAGGACAGCCAUUGUGCGAAAGGAAAAUGUGCAAUCAGUCUGAUAUAGCCUAGGUCUGAAGAAGAUACAUACCUAUGAACUUCAGCAAAUGUGUAUAGCUAAUGUAGAAGUGACCAAACUGCAAGUAAAGUGUUGUAAAUAAUUUUUCAUUCUGUGAAGUGAAGUGUUCACAUUAAAAGCAAGUUUUGUGAUAUCACUCCCAUGCAAGUAAAGCUUUUAACUAAACUUUAACUUUAUUUUUCAGUUUAAAAAUAUUUUCUUCUAUACAUAGUAGGUGAUAUCUCAGUUAUGAGGUUUGUCAGAAACCUGUUUCUGUUAUUUAUUUUAGAUAAAGGUACAGUUGCUAAUGUACUCAUAAAAUUGUUAGACAAACCUAGAGUCAUCUAUUUGGGCUUCUGAUUUAACAAUAAAGUGCAGUGUAUCAUCACACAGUGCACUAUUUUCAAAGAAAAAUAAGAUUAAAAUGCAGCUUCUAUUCAGCAGGGGGGAUUUUAUUGAAUCCUUGAGUGGCACUUUACACCACACUGAGGUUUCACUUAUACCAAACCAAGGCCCUGAUUCUGCAAUGAAAGCUGUGUGAGUGGACCUCUGCAUCUACACAGAAUCUUGUUGACUUUAAUGGAGCUCUCCCUACAGGCAGCAAUUCGCCUGCCUGGAUCUGAUUACACCAUAAUCUUUAGUCAUUAAAAAAGUUGAACGCACUCCAUGCAGUACCCUUUGAAGUUGCUUUUCUAAAUGACAUUCUGUACAGAUUAGACGCUGAUUGCUGCUCACUCAACUCCCAGUGAGCAGAUCAUAUACUGCAAGCCCAAAAUAUUGUGCUCCUACUUAGGCAAAACUUCCAUUGACUGCCAUAUAAAGAUGUAAGAAUAUGGCCCAUAGUCCUCAUUGCUCUUUAAGUGAUCUUUCCCAAGGCUGUCAGCUGUGAGAUCUCUGAUUCCAGUUCUUAGUAGUAGUUAAUACCAAAUUAGUCUGCAUGGGCCAAAUGCAUCCCUGAUGUAUUUUUCACAAACUAAGUGGGAAUGAGGAAUGAACUGGGCUACAAAUGUACAAGGGUAAUUUCACUGUAAACAAAUAUUUAGCAGAAACUUCAAUAACCUACUUGCAGUGCGUGUUUACUGACAACUUUUGAUUCAAGCAGAAAGCCAGUAGCUUUAGGAAACAUCACUAUAAUGUGUAUCACCCUUAAAUACGACCACAAGUCAACAAAGCUCCAAUAGGAAUCCUGGCCAGCAUCACUUUGCACCACCCACAGUAUGGCCCAUUAUAACACACCAUAAAUGAGACUGUUUCUUAAACUACACAUAAUCAGAAUUCUGCCAUCUCAGGUACUCAUUCCAUUUACACGUUUCUUUAAGGCACAUCUCCUUGAAGCAGCUCAGGGAUUAAGAUUUGCCUAAGAUAUUAUUUGUUUCUUUGUUCAAAAGGCAAGCAAACUAAAAAAGAAAGAAAAAAAAAGGCAGUAUACUGCAUGACUUACAUCUGACCUAUGAGUAAUUUUAAAUUAGGGAUUAAACUUUGAAACCAAAAGUACAUGGGACUGCAACUAAUCAUGACUCCAUCCUUACUAAAUGUACAGUUACCCAACACAAAGAAAACUAGUAUUUCCAAAAAUGAUUCCAUUGUGAUGCCUUUAUCACGUGCAUGCUUAGGUAAUGCAGAAAAGCACAACUAAAAAUAAAAUGUAUUCAUUCAACCUAAAAAAACCCCACCACCCAAAACAGCAACAUUUUACAUUCUAGUAUUGCUUUCAGUUGCUUUGAAUGGAAACCAUGCAUGGCCCAGAGCUGUAUCUAAUAUGUCUUAAAAUGAGCUUAUAAGACACAUCAACAAUGAGAUGGACUUGGAUAUCCAGAAGGCGUAUGCAUCUUGCACUUUAGAAGAACUAAGUGUUUACACUUGAAAUGAUGCUUGUGGUAAUUCAGGCAUUGUAAAUUCAGGACCAAAGUUGUCAAUGAGGUUUCUUCAAUUAUGUUUCCUUAAUAAGGAGUCCUUGUAUCCUUAAUGCAACUUAUUUUAUUUGCUACUCCAUUUUUAACACUGUUUAUUUUCAGGUUAUAAAUGAAGACGUUUGCUGGUUGUUUUCUAGGUAUUCCAUUCAAAACAAAACCAACCACGGCUGGUUUUAACUUUAUAUCCUUUGUUUUCAUUGAUUUUCCUUAUACAUUCUGUACACGUUUGAAUUGUGAUAAAUGUUCCCCAAAAAUGGA